This is a messenger RNA of Symbiodinium sp. CCMP2592, 366 nucleotides long. The record is from the annotation of a GenBank genome assembly. NCBI's taxonomy places the organism in Eukaryota, Dinophyceae, Suessiales, Symbiodiniaceae.
AUGGGUAAAGCAGGUGUGGUGCUCAUUCCUGAAGGCAUGCUGGAUUGCUUUGCUGCCACCCGAGAAGAUACAACGCUGCACACGUCUCGAACCAUGCAGGUGCACAAUGAGGAGGUCAUAGACCUUUUGGCCCCGCUGCCUCCGCUGCAAUCGAAGGCGCUUCUCCACGUGCCCUCAGCAUCAGUGCAGAUAGAAUUCUCCUUGUCAGGAGGCGAACCUCGAGGUACCGACUUUGCUGGAGUCGUCGAGCUCCCUGGUGCAUCUGCGCAUGUCCUCGGACUCACUCAGUGCUUUGUGGAGUCCGUGGGCGAGGCCCAACAUGAGAGGCGCAGAACUCGAGCUCGGAUCGGCUGGACGAUGGCCUGA